This is a messenger RNA of Mycotypha africana, 1533 nucleotides long. RefSeq lists its product as uncharacterized. The record is from RefSeq and is a predicted model, not a curated record. Lineage: Eukaryota; Fungi; Mucoromycota; Mucoromycetes; Mucorales; Mycotyphaceae. Gene Ontology annotation, biological process: phospholipid biosynthetic process. Bases 1 to 1533 code for a protein of 510 amino acids. Gene Ontology annotation, molecular function: glycerol-3-phosphate O-acyltransferase activity; glycerone-phosphate O-acyltransferase activity. The transcript has 4 exons. Gene Ontology annotation, cellular component: endoplasmic reticulum membrane.
AUGCCUGGAGAUAGCAAAAUAACAUCAACAGGAGAAGGCAAAACCUAUAUUACAUUACAAUAUCUAUCCCGACUUGUCUUAUGGAUUUAUUUUCGAAACAUUAAAGUAAUAUGUAAAGGCUCGAUACCAGCAGAGGGCCCAUUACUAGUAGCAGCCAACCAUUCAAAUAUGGUGUUAGAUCCCAUCAUACUCAUUGCAACAUUUCCACAUUCCCGACCAUGUCAUUUCUGGGCGUUGGCAAGAUUCUUUCGUAUACCAUUUGUGGGGAAAAUAUUAAAAGCAGCAGGUGUGUUACCAGUGGAUACAAAAACACAUAGCAAUGCCAAGCUAUUCGAGCAUACGAUUCAAGCAUUGGAUAAAGGAAGUGUUGUGGCUUUAUUUCCUGAAGGUACCUCAUAUACAGCACCAAAUCACUUACCUUUUAAGGAUGGCAUCUCUUGGGUUACCUUUGAGUACCUUACACAGUUAGCUGAAAAAGCAAAAAAUCAACCACAAGAACAACCCCAAAGCAUAUCCAUUAUACCAGUGGGAAUCACCUAUAGUAUAAAGAAUAGAUGGAGGAGUGAUGUCAUAGUUGAGUAUAGCGCCCCUAUUGUUAAAUCCACAUAUGAUCUGGAAGAGUUUUACGAAGAGCCCAAAAAAUCUGUCAAAAAUUUGACGGAGUUUAUUGCAAAGGGUGUCGAAUGUAGUACGAUCAAUGGCCCGGAUUGGGAUACUACAAAUGUAGCGAGUGCAGCACGAUUCAUUUUGUUCGGAAAGGUCAGCCUGGACAAAUACGUUCGUGUAACUCAAAGUCUCAUCGCGAUUCUCAACAACGAGGACAACGAAAAAAAGCUCUACAUCAAAGAACGUUUUGAAUUGAAGGAAAGGCUACUACUCUUCUCAAAUCAACUCAAAAGCCUUCGAUUGGGUCCUGGAGAUAUCAAUCUUUAUGAAAAUAAGGCUAUUACGCUCACGCGAGCCUCAUUAAGACUCAUUUCAGCGUGGAUGUCCUUAGCGAUACAGAUACCCCUUUUUUUACCUGGACUCAUUAUCAAUUCACCAUUUUACAUUAUGGGCCGUGUCAUCGAUUCCUACGAGCCUUAUACAGAAUCCGUAUCUCAAGAUAAAGUCGUAUUCAGUGUUAUUCUAGCUGUACCUGUGUAUGGCUCUUUAAUCUUUGUACUAUGGAAGUCAACAGGUUAUGCAUUAUCCAGUCUCUGCUGCGUAUUACUUUUAUUACCACUCUUCACUUGGUACCAUAUGGCGCUGAUCGAUAAGAAUUAUGACAUGUUGAAACAAGUUAUUGCAUCGUGGCGAAUUUUCAUAGCCGUUUUGACUGGAACAAGGAUGAAAUUGGCACAUUUUGUCAUGAAGAGUGACAGGACAGAAAGCAGAGCAGCCUUGGAGAAUUGCGUUCAUCUACGUCGAUAUUGCCGAGAACAUUUAAAGCAGCUUAUACUUAAACUAGUUGAAGAAGGCGAUAGUAAUGCGAUUUAUUUGAUGGAAUAUGAUACCUCUUUGAAUCAAUCCUCACAAAAUUCUGCGAAGUAA